GGAAGGGGCGGGGCUCCGCGAGCCGAUUCUCUGGCGCCGCGGCCCCUGCUACCCCGAGCCGGAGCGGGCUGGGCCGCCGAGGCAAGAUGGUGGACUACAGCGUGUGGGACCACAUCGAAGUGUCGGAUGAUGAAGACGAGACGCACCCCAACAUCGACACGGCCAGCCUCUUCCGCUGGCGGCACCAGGCCCGGGUGGAGCGCAUGGAGCAAUUCCAGAAGGAGAAGGAGGAGCUGGACCGAGGCUGUCGGGAGUGCAAGCGCAAGGUGGCCGAGUGUCAGCGGAAGCUGAAGGAGCUGGAGGUGGCUGAGGGCGGCCAGGCAGAGCUGGAGCGGCUGCAGGCUGAGGCUCAGCAGCUGCGCAAGGAAGAGCGGAGCUGGGAGCAGAAGCUUGAGGAGAUGCGCAAGAAAGAGAAGAAUAUGCCCUGGAAUGUGGACACACUCAGCAAAGAUGGCUUUAGCAAGAGUAUGGUCAAUACCAAGCCUGAAGAGGUGGAGGAAGACUCUGAAGAAGUGAGGGAGCAGAAACACAAAACAUUUGUGGAGAAGUAUGAGAAACAGAUCAAACAUUUUGGCAUGCUCCACCGCUGGGAUGACAGCCAGAAGUACCUGUCUGACAAUGUCCACCUCGUAUGUGAGGAGACAGCCAACUACCUGGUUAUCUGGUGCAUUGACCUAGAAGUAGAAGAAAAGUGCGCACUCAUGGAGCAGGUGGCCCACCAGACCAUGGUCAUGCAGUUCAUCCUGGAGCUAGCCAAGAGCCUGAAGGUGGACCCCCGGGCAUGCUUCCGCCAGUUCUUCACUAAGAUUAAGACGGCUGACCGCCAGUAUAUGGAGGGCUUUAAGUAUGAACUGGAAGCCUUUAAGGAGCGCGUGCGAGGCCGGGCCAAGCUGCGCAUUGAGAAGGCCAUGAAGGAGUAUGAGGAGGAGGAGCGCAAGAAGCGGCUGGGUCCCGGCGGCUUGGACCCUGUGGAGGUCUACGAGUCCCUUCCCGAGGAGCUCCAGAAGUGCUUUGACGUGAAGGAUGUACAGAUGCUCCAAGAUGCUAUCAGCAAGAUGGAUCCCACUGACGCAAAGUAUCACAUGCAACGCUGCAUCGACUCUGGUCUCUGGGUCCCCAACUCCAAGUCCAGCGAGGCCAAGGAGGGGGAGGAGGCGGGCCCUGGGGACCCAUUGCUGGAAACCGCCCCCAAGGCGGGUGAUGAGAAAGAUGUAAGCGUGUGACCUGUCCCCAGCCACUGCCACCACCCCCAGGCUUCUGUGGGGUUUCUUUACAGAAAACAAAACGUAGACAACAUGUCCCCAGCUCCUGACGUCCUCCACUGUCGCUGCUCCUCCUGCCCUGCCCAGCCAGGGGGACCUGCCCUGCUGUUCCUCCUCCACUGGCCCCACUCCCCAGCUCUUGUCUAACUCUUGAGUAGAGGGGCUUCAUUGCCUGCAGCUCCCUCCCAUCAGCGUUAUGCCAAAGUCCCAGGGGUCCGGGAGGGGCAGAGGCUGCCAGGUUGGUCCUCCAGGUUGGGGGUGUGUUCCCAGCCAAGGGGCCCAUCCCUUUGGGUCUGUUCCACUGUUCUACUGUCUGGCCUUCUGUUUGGAAAACAGCAAUGAUGUUUCAAUAAAGAAGUUCAGAUGCUUGAA
Molecule: messenger RNA, 1634 nt
Organism: Jaculus jaculus (lesser Egyptian jerboa)
Lineage: Eukaryota; Metazoa; Chordata; Mammalia; Rodentia; Dipodidae
Gene: Cdc37
Product: cell division cycle 37, HSP90 cochaperone
Exons: 8
Coding region: 87-1223 (378 amino acids)
Biological process (GO): protein folding; protein stabilization
Cellular component (GO): cytoplasm
Molecular function (GO): protein-folding chaperone binding; heat shock protein binding; protein kinase binding
Source: RefSeq, a predicted model, not a curated record